UAUCUUGUUAUAAAAGAGAUAUUAUGAUUAACAAUUACAUCAAAACUCAAUAUAGAGAAUUGAAUGACUAAUUUGAUCCUAACAAACAGGUCAUCCAAAUCAAAAAACGUGUUUCUUGUAAAAUCAGUUAAAAGAUUUUCAAAUAACAUUAUAAACAAAUCAAAUAAACCUUUUUCAUUUUUCAAAUGAUACCCACUUGAAGAAAAAAGGCCGAAGGAAAAAAGCACAGUGCCCCCACCUUGAUAGGCAUCCACGUUGAACCGCAAACACCGGAGAGUCUAGAUACAUCAAAAAAGGGACGUCGAAAGCUAGAGAAAAGCGAAAGAAACCGACAAAAAAAACCAUGUUCCCUUACGUGGCAUACGCUGGUUUGCUGUCCCUACUGCACAUCGAAUCGGAGUUGCCUUUUUCCUCCAAUUAUAAAAAGCCGUCCUUACACAUACUAUUUUAAGACUGCAACUAAAAGAGAACAAAAAGGGGAAAAUGGGUUCUACUGAGUUGUUACAGGAGCUGAUUCCAGAUUUACCUGAGGAAAUCGGACUCGAGUGCUUGACUCGAUUUCAUUAUUCAACUCAUCGAAUGUCAGCUCGAGUUUGCCGGCGAUGGCAAGAGCUUCUCCAAAGCAGACAGUUUUACUACCACAGAAAGAGAACCGGGUGUACCCAGAGAGCCGCUUGCUUGGUUCAAUUACUAAAGAGUGGUUCCGAUCCUGAUGGGUCCAAACACGUCUGUCAGCCUAGGUAUGGUAUCACCGUGUUUGACCCCGCGAGUGGCACCUGGGACCGAGUUGACCCGGUUCCUAAGUACCCAGGUGGGCUUCCGUUGUUUUGUCAGAUAACAAGCUCAGAAGGAAAGCUUGUUCUGAUGGGCGGCUGGGACCCGACCAGUUAUGACCCGGUGAGAGACGUGUUUAUAUACGAGUUCACGACUCAGAGGUGGAGACAAGGGAAGCAGAUGCCGGAAACUCGCUCAUUCUUUGCGGCUGGGGAGUUGAAUGGACGAGUUAUCGUGGCGGGUGGUCAUGACGAGAACAAGAACGCUUUAAGCACAGCGUGGGAAUAUGAUGUAAUUCGGGAUGAGUGGACUCAGUUGGCUCCGCUGAGUCAGGCGGAUGAGUGUCAAGGGGUGAUGAUUGGAUCGGACUUCUGGGUGGUGAGCGGAUACAACGGAAAUCAAGGAGGAUUCGAGGGGAGCGCUGAGCUGAUGGAUUUGGGGACGGGUCAAUGGAGGCGAGUUGACGAGGCAUGGAAGGCUAGUCAAUGUCCCAGGUCUUGCGUGGGAGUUGAGAAAGAGAAGAUUUUCUGCUGGGCCGACCGUGAUUCGGCGAUACGAGUUGGAGUAUGUGCAGUCCCCUUGGUGAACGACGUUGUGUCUGGAUCAGCUUACCAGGGUGGUCCACAAGGGUUCUUUUUGGUGGAUGGUCAGAGUGGGCAGUUCAAGAGUCUUGAUGUUCCGGCCGAGUUCUCUGGGUUUGUACAGUCUGGAUGUUGCGUGGAUAUCUAAAUCAGCAAAUCUAAACCUACAUCUUAAAGUGUAAGUCACUCUGGUUUACAC
Molecule: messenger RNA, 1554 nt
Organism: Theobroma umbraticum
Lineage: Eukaryota; Viridiplantae; Streptophyta; Magnoliopsida; Malvales; Malvaceae
Product: F-box/kelch-repeat protein At2g44130-like
Biological process (GO): regulation of phenylpropanoid metabolic process; negative regulation of cytokinin-activated signaling pathway
Molecular function (GO): protein binding
Source: RefSeq, a predicted model, not a curated record